AUGAUGCAGCUAAUAGCGAGGACCAGCAAUCGUGUCUUCGUCGGCCUGCCUUGGUGCCGGAAUCAGGCUCUUCUUGACCAUGGUAUAGGAUUGCAUGCCGUCAGACUCCUCAAUCGUAAGGAUGACGAUCUCGAGAAGAAACUCGGCACGACUGAACCAAACGAUUUUCUUCAAUGGUCGAUUCACCGAGCACGCGACUCUGGAAUCGGAGUCGAACAAGACCCAGAUAUCAUCGCGGAAAGAAUCCUCUCUGUGAACUUCGCCGCGAUCCAUACGUCAACAUUCAGCAUCACAAACACAAUCUUCGAUCUUCUCGCCUCAGACCCCUCAUCGGGUUAUAUUCGUCACCUACGAGAUGAAGCUCAAUCCACAUUGGUCCAUGGUAAUGGCGUGUGGACGAAACAAGGGAUCGCCAAGAUGUACAAGACCGACUCUACCCUACGAGAGUCGACACGUCUCGGCUCAUUCCUCGGUGCAGGGUUGUUGCGUAAGGUAGUAUGUCCUGACGGCAUCACCGCUCCCAACGGCACAAUCUGUCCGUUUGGAAGCAUGGUCUCCGUCCCGACCAACGGCAUCCACAACGACCCGAAUCACUACCCGGAUGCAGCAACCUACCGACCCUUCCGUUUCUCGUCACAACGAGAAGGUGAGUCAGAGGAGAAACAGACCUCCACGUCUGGCCUCCACGUCGAUACGGACGAGUACAUUAAAAAGGCCAAUCUCAGCUUCGUCAGCACGUCGCCCAUCUACCAUCCCUUCGGCCACGGUCGACACGCCUGCCCAGGCCGGUUUUUCGCGGCCAACGAGCUAAAACUAAUACUGGCGUACAUGGUGCUCAACUAUGAGUUUGACACACUUUCUUCGAGACCAGAAAGCAUAUGGAUUGGGACAUCAUUGGUUCUGCCCAUGAAGGCAACGAUCAGAAUACGGCGCAGGUCCGCCGGCUAUCGAUCAUAA
Messenger RNA from Capronia coronata CBS 617.96, 957 nucleotides. RefSeq lists its product as uncharacterized. Gene Ontology annotation, molecular function: monooxygenase activity; heme binding; oxidoreductase activity, acting on paired donors, with incorporation or reduction of molecular oxygen. The transcript is spliced from 2 exons. The coding region runs from base 1 to 957 and encodes 318 amino acids. NCBI's taxonomy places the organism in Eukaryota, Fungi, Ascomycota, Eurotiomycetes, Chaetothyriales, Herpotrichiellaceae. The record is from RefSeq and is a predicted model, not a curated record.